Molecule: messenger RNA, 1612 nt
Organism: Ectocarpus sp. CCAP 1310/34
Lineage: Eukaryota; Phaeophyceae; Ectocarpales; Ectocarpaceae
Source: the annotation of a GenBank genome assembly
AUGCCCCAAUACAUCGCGAUACUUCCCGCAGGACGCAGGUGUAGCUCGGGCUCGAAAGACCUCAUCCUUGCUUUGAACGAGAUGUGCGACGGGAAGCGUUGGUACACGUCUACCAAGGAGCUGCAGCUGGCGUCCUUGGAGUUCUGCCUCGCGUGCCGAAAGUAUCAGAUCUUGGAGUUGAAGGUCGACGCGCAAACCCCACGUAACCUGCUGGCCGCUGUGGAUGCCCCACCCCCUCACACGAAGCGGCCAUGCCGGACACGGGUCCCACGGCUUCGGGCGCGGCGGGUGAAGUGGAACAUGCCGACAGCAACGGAAUUGAGAACCCUGAUGUUUGCAUUGAAGGACGUCAACUGCCUGCGGUUCGGUGGUGUCUUCAACGGCAGCCUUGAGGCUGUGGUGUGGCCGCCACCGCUGAAACAAAUUAUAUUUUUCUCUUCAGAGUUUAACCAGCGGAUUGAUGCGAUGCAAUGGCCAGCAAGUCUGCAGAAGCUUGAUCUGGAAAACUCCUUCAAACAACCCAUCGAAGGUGUCGAGUUUCCGCCAUUGCUGCAGCAGCUCAGGAAAGGGGAUGACUACAACCACCCCAUAGAAUAUGUCAGAUGGUCACCGUCCUUGCAGCAGAUCAUGUUCGGACGAUACUUCAACCAGUCGAUCGAGAGCGUUGUGUGGCCGUCAUCACUGAAGGAGGACGUGGAGUGGCCGGCAUCAGUGCGGGAGCUCACAUUUGGCGAAUCAUUCGACCAGUCGAUUGAAUGGGCUACCUUUCCCGCGUCGCUGGAGGAGUUGGCUUUUGGCGGGGAUUUCAACCAGCCCAUUGAGGACGUUACGUGGCCAGAUUCGCUUCAGAGGCUUGCCUUCGGACAUUUUUUCAACCAGCAAGUUGAUAACGUGAGGUGGCUGGCGUCCUUGGAAGAAUUUUUUUUUGGAAUGCACGAUGGUGAAGGUUUUGAAAACGCCGUAAUGUUGUCGGCGUUCAACCAGCGUGUCGACAUGUGCGAGUGGCCGGUAUCCAUGCGGCGACUUACGCUAGGCCACAAGUUCAAGGAGUCACUGCAAGGACUGGGAACACGGAUGCCAAACCUUGAGGCAUUUCAUCUCCUUGAUCAUAGGAAUGGUUCAGGCAGCGAAGAUAGCCUCCGCGGAAUCGAAUGGCCUAAGGUUCUUCGUCACCUUGUCGUGUUUAGUAACUCGAGCUUAGAUGGGGUCGUAAUUCCCUUCAACUGUAGAGGUCUCGCUUCUUUGAAACGCAGCCCCGUGGUAGUUAUGCCACGUAGCCUUUGGGUUGUGCUGGGAGAAGCGGUUUUUGCAGUCACACGGUUGCGCACCUCAGUCUGUGUUCUCGAGCGAGUUAGCUCGGUAGGGAAGUCGAUUCGGGGGGUAGGGAGUGCGAUCGAGAGCAGGGUCAAGAUGGCUACCAGGCGCGAAGAUGAAGCCCGCCAAGCAGCGGAGGCCCGCCAAGCAGCGGAGGACGCCAGGAUCGAAGAACAAGAUAGCUCCCGCAGCGUCGACAAGAGCGCGCGGUUUGAAGCUGAAGAAGUCAACAGGAGUCCGGACGUCAGCUGCGAGGUGAAAGCAGGAGAGGGUUAGAUAAAAGUCAUGCGAGAGAGCG